This is a messenger RNA of Vicia faba (fava bean), 1026 nucleotides long. NCBI's taxonomy places the organism in Eukaryota, Viridiplantae, Streptophyta, Magnoliopsida, Fabales, Fabaceae. The record is from the annotation of a GenBank genome assembly.
AUGCCCACCGCCAAAUUAUUCAUCUCUCUCCUCUGUUUCUCUCUCCUCACUCUCUCCGUCACCGCCCGCCCCUACGUCCUCGUCCUCUCCCAAGAAGACUUCAAAGACGAACCCCCUUCCGAUCCCGAUUCCUCCCCCGAGUGGGACGAGUUCGGCGACUCCGACUCUCACAAAUCCGAAGAGGAUCUCGACCCUGGAUCAUGGCGCCAAAUCUUCGAACCAACCUCCACCCAACCGCAACCUCAACCUCAAUCCGAUACGGAGGCUCUCUACUACUCCGCCGUGACCAAGCUUAUGACAGGAGACGCGAGGCUAAUCGAAGAAGGCUCUGGUGAGAUUGAGACGGCUGCAGAGUCUGGUUACCCGGCGGCACAAUCAGUGUUAGGGUUUUUGUGGGGAAUGGGGCUUUUGAGAGAGAGGAGUAAACAGAAAGCAUUUGUUUAUCAUCAUUUUGCUUCAGAUGGUGGCAAUAUGCAAUCCAAAAUGGCUCUUGCUUAUACCUACACUCGUCAAGAUAUGUUUGAUAAAUCGGUUAAGCUUUAUGCUGAAUUAGCAGUAGUGGCUGUCAAUGGUUUUCUCAUUUCCAAAGAUUCUCCCGUCAUUGAACCUAUUAGGCUACACAAUGGAGCUGAAGAGAACAAAGAGGCACUUAGAAAAUCUAAAGGGGAAGAGGAUGAGGAUUUUCAGAUUCUCGAGUAUCAGGCACAGAAAGGGAAUGCUGCUGCUAUGUACAAAGUGGGACUCUUUUACUACUUUGGGCUACGUGGAUUGAGGCGUGACCAUUCUAAGGCACUUUCGUGGUUCUUGAAGGCAGUGGAGAAGGGAGAGCCUCGCUCCAUGGAGCUUCUCGGAGAGAUAUAUGCCAGGGGAGCCGGUGCUAUGGAGUCGACAACAAAAAUUACACUAAAGCAAAAGAGUAUUUUGAAAAGGCUGCUGAAAAUGACGAGGUUGGUGGCCAAGCCAAGAAUCUCUCCCUCUACCACUUCCAUCUCAGAUUCCUCUCCUCUCUUUUUCAACCACUAUUAA